UACUCCUCAUCCUCCGCCACGCCAACAGCGCCAAGCCCGCCGAAGGCUGCGGGCUUUGCGCAUAGUGUAGUCAGGACCAAACCCGAGCUGCUGGCAGCCCUCUGGGUGCUUUCGAGAAGGCUGGGGUGUGUUGGAGGAACUAUUGGGGGAGCUGGGCGAGGGUUGCGCUCACAUUGUACAGUAUCCGUUGUCAGGAAACUUCGGUCCUGGGGAAAUUUAGUCUAGGCUGAUACCCUGCCGUCCUGUUUGCUAGGGAGGUCGGCCUUCUUCAGCGAUUCCAUAAAGCUUCGCACGCUAAAGCCACAUAUCUUUUGCUUGACUCGCGCAAGGUGCGCAAGUUUAGUGCGUCAGGACAUCCAGCGUUUUUAUUGUCCGCAGUUCGUCAGUGAUAAUUCUGGGCAAUACGGCGAGGUCAAGGAGCGAGCAUUGCUUCGCGACCAUCCGUUUUGAAGUGGCUCCUCGAUCUUCCAUAAGUCGAUCUCUCAAGCGUUUUUUUUUUUCGUCGAGCUGUGUAUAUCGUCGUCGACGGAACGACAGUGCAGAAUAAUUCCAUAUAGCCGAGAGGUGACUUUUUGUCGAUCAGAAAGAGCAUUGUACGCCCUCGUUUCAGAUUAACUCGUUACUGAUGGAAUCCGCGCGCGACGACGUGCAAACUCCCAGCAAGCGCCACAAAGGCUACAACGGAUUUCCCACUCCCACAGACGGCCACGAGCAGCAUCCGCAACCGUUGCCUUCUCAAUCGCCCGUCCCCGCCUCCCAGCCUCAGUAUUCCUCGCAGCUGCCGUACAGCUCCCCUCAGCAAGCAUACGCCUCCCCCCAGCAAUACGCCUCCCCUCAGCAGCCGUACACGUCGUCUCAGCAACCCUACGGCACACCAGUCACUCCUUCCCAUGCCGUUACCCCGGCUGCCGGAAAUAACGGGAUCGGGAGUUCGCCUUUGACUACCGCCAUGGCUCCCCCCGGCGCUCCGUCAGUCGCGCUCGAGCUAACGCACGGCGGCGCGCAGCCCGUCUCCGCCGCCUCUACCCCCGUUCGCGCACACUUCGUCGACACGUCGCAAUCUACCCCUGCCCGCGCGCACCAGCCGCACUCCCCCUCCCCCGUCGCCGCUGUUGGUCAGGCAUCCGCGGUCACCAUUGUCCACGCUCCCUCCCCCUCAACCGCCAUCGUGCAAGCAUCUCCGCUCACUGUUGCGCCCACACCCUCCCCCUCUCCCGCUGCGAACACGCCCGGGGCCGUUGCAGCGUCGCCAGGUGUAGGUGCGUCGCCAGGAGGAGUGGCGGCGUCGCCAGGGGUCGGAGGGUCAAUGCACGACCCGCCUUGCGCGGCGUGCAAGUCCCUGCGGCGGAAGUGCACGCGCGAGUGCAUCUUCCUGCCGUACUUCCCCCGCGACGACCCUGAAAAGUUUGCUCGCGUGCACAAGGUGUUCGGCGCCAGCAACGUGUCAAAGAUGCUGCAGGAGCUGCCGCUGCACCAGAGGGAGGAUGCAGUGGCGAGUCUGGAGUAUGAGGCGCAGGCCCGGGUGCAGGAUCCAGUCUACGGCUGCGUUGGCAUCCUCUGCGUGCUCCAGAGGCAAGUGGUUGCUUUGAGGGAGCAAUUGGCAGCAGCCCAGUCACAGGCACAAUUGCAAUUAGGGAAUGCCGGUGCUGAUGGCCUAGUAGAGGGCCUGCAACCAUCACCCGCAGCUAAUUUGGGCACAGGAGGUGCAUCUUGAUCCAUGAUGGGCACCAUGUUGAAUAAUUCCUGUAGUUGCAUGGUUUGAUAAAUUACUGACAAAAGCUCUGGAAAUUUAGU
Messenger RNA from Closterium sp. NIES-67, 1794 nucleotides. The record is from the annotation of a GenBank genome assembly. NCBI's taxonomy places the organism in Eukaryota, Viridiplantae, Streptophyta, Zygnematophyceae, Desmidiales, Closteriaceae.